AUGGUGGAAGCACUCAUUCAAUCGUCGAGCCCGCAACCCAUCUUGCCAACAGGAUCAGCAGUUCUUCCUUCAAGUGUGUAUCUACCGCAGAUUGUAGUCCAACAGCAACCGCUUCCGAUUCCCAUUCCUUCGUUCGAUGGGAAACCGGAAAAUUGGCCGAGAUUUCAGCAGGUGUUCUCGGACAUCAUAUCAAAAUCCAGAGACUCUGAUGCCGUCAAAUUGCAUCACCUCGAGAGGGCAAUUUCUGGCGGUUCCGCUGCCAAACUCAUCGAUCCAAAAACGCUUAGAGAAGGAAAUUUCGCCCACGCUUGGGAGCUACUGCUGGACGUAUACGAAGAUGAAAGGAAAGCAGUGGACUCUCACAUCCAUGGAUUGCUGAGCCUUAAACGCAUGCAUAAGGAAUGCUCCAAGCAAAUGAGGGAGCUUUUGAACGAAACAACUCGUCACGUCGAAGGUUUGAGGCUGCUGAAACAGGAUCUACAAGGCGUUUCUGAACGUUUUGUCGUCGUCGUUCUAUCUGAUGCUUUCGACACUGAGACAAGGAAACAGUGGGAAGCAACCAUUCCUCAUAAGCAGAUUCCCAAGUAUGAAGACACCAUUCAAUUUUUGAAGGAGCGAUGUUCUUUGCUUGAACGUUGCGAAUCCAGUCAUCCUAAGUCAACAUCAACCAAGAAUAUUAGUCAGAAAAUUACUUCAAAACUACCCCCAGCGAAAUCUUUUGCUACGAUUGCACCCGUUUCUAAUAGUAGUGCUAUUUGUGAGAUUUGUAGUGCGAGCCAUCCCAAUUAUAAGUGCGAUAAAUUUCUUGCUUUAACGGUACCCCAACGUAGAGUUAAGGUUCGUCGAUCGGAUAGCACUAUUCUACUAACGGCCAUGGUUGACGUCUUGGACAGCCAUGGAAAUCCCCAUCCCUGCCGUGCUUUCCUCGAUUGUGGUUCCCAACCAAAUUUAGUUUCCCGUUCCCUUGUUGAGUACUUGGAAAUAGAACAGAUACCAACUCAUGUUGAAGUAUUUGGUGCCACCGGUAAAAGAUCGGUGUUGAACAAAAAGGCAACACUUAGAUUACACUCGGUAAAAAUUUACCAAUCCUUAAGGAAACCCGUUUGGGAUUUUUGGAAUGUUGAAUCGGUCGAACUUGUUGAUGCUGUGUCCAAAGAAGAGCAAGAAUGUGAGCAAAUUUUCCGUUCAACCACAAUUCGUAACCACGAUGGCACCUAUACUGUUCAUCUGCCACUUAAGGAAGCCGUUAGCGAAUUACAAAAUAGUCGCUCAUUAGCUCUUAAACGUUUCCACAUUCUUGAGCAUCGUUUCAAGAAAAAUCCCGAUUUGAAAAAGGCUUAUACUGAUUUCAUUAAUGAAUACAAAUUGUUAUCCCAUUGCAAACAAGUUCUCGAAUCCGACGAUCUCCCUGGAAAACUUAUUCAUUAUUUGCCACACCACGCAAUUCUGAAACCAAGCAGUUCCACCACACGUUUGAGAGUUGUUUUUGAUGCUUCGGCUCGAGCAACUGGUCCAUCACUAAAUGACGUUAUGAUGAUUGGACCCACAGUUCAAGAUGAUCUUUUCUCCAUAAUUCUCAGAUUUAGAAAACAUCGUUUCGCAAUAACAGCUGAUAUUUCUAAAAUGUACCGAAGAAUCCGUGUUAAUGAAAAUCAUUCCAGCUUACAGCGAAUUUUCUGGAGGGAUAGUCCCGAUGACUCCUUACAAAUCCUUGAAUUGACAACCGUUACCUAUGGAACAUUUAGCGCCCCAUUUUUGGUCACCCGAACAUUAUUACAAUUAGCUAGAGAUGAAUAUCACCGUUUACCAUUAGCAUCUAAGGCAAUUGAAGAAGAUUGCUACGUAGAUGACGUGGUAUCUGGAGCAGAUACCAUUGAAAAGGCCAUUAAACUUCGUUGUGAUUUAACAAACUUGUUUGAUUCCGGUGGCUUCCCAGUGCAUAAAUGGUGUGCGAGUGAUUCCACUAUUCUUGAUACUGUUCCUGAAGAAGAUCGCGAAAAGUUUCUUGAAUUCGAAUCUUCUGAUAUAAACAAGGUUAUCAAAACUCUAGGGCUACUGUGGGACCCUGAAAACGAUAUUUUUCGUUUCCAUUGUGAUUUGAAACCAAUUUCGUCUAUACCAACCAAACGUAUUGUUCUUUCUGAGAUCUCCCGUCUGUUCGACCCUUUAGGGUUGGUGGCCCCGGUAAUAGUUCUGGCGAAGGAAAUUAUGCAGCGUUUAUGGAAAGAUGGAUUAGGAUGGGAUGAUCCAUUAGAAAACGAUAUAUUGCAGUCUUGGCUUUUAUUCAGAGAAUCAUUGAGUUAUGUAAACCAAAUUAAAAUUCCACGUUUCGUUGGACUAGAAUGCAUAGAAUAUUUUGAAGUGCACGGUUUUGCAGAUGCCUCCAAUCGCGCUUAA
Malaya genurostris is the source of this 2397-nucleotide messenger RNA. RefSeq lists its product as uncharacterized. Bases 1 to 2397 code for a protein of 798 amino acids. The record is from RefSeq and is a predicted model, not a curated record. Lineage: Eukaryota; Metazoa; Arthropoda; Insecta; Diptera; Culicidae. The transcript has 3 exons.